ACUUUGGUUGGCGGGAGAAAAACAGGAUAUUGCUUGACGAAGCGGAAGUGAGAGUAGCUCGGAAGGAUGAGAAUCCAUGUGUGGAGUCUAGACGGCGAGUAAUUAGAGGAGUUAGACACAACUCUUGUUUGGCAGUUUGGAUUCUGAAGUUGUGCAG
Candidula unifasciata is the source of this 157-nucleotide messenger RNA. NCBI's taxonomy places the organism in Eukaryota, Metazoa, Mollusca, Gastropoda, Stylommatophora, Geomitridae. The record is from the annotation of a GenBank genome assembly.